CUGAGACAGAGAAGGUGGUCGGGGGGUAGAGUCUCAGAUUUGGACAGACGCGCCAUUAAACCGGGGACAGACGGGUUUACCACUCCGGAGCUCGCCCUGAAACAGCGAAGAGUUGAUUUACCGAGCAGCGGAACGAGCCCCGCCAGGCCCCGGCUCUGCUGCCGACGGCAGGCUUCUCCCCAUCAGCAGCCCCGCGACCCUCUCCCCGGCUGCACUGCUGCCCAGAUUAGCUCAGUGAAGGAAAGCUGGUGAAGAAGCUGGACCCGGUGCCAAAGGCGCUUAUAAGAAAUGUCAUUGCUGUGUGUUGGAGUGAAGAAAGCCAAGCUUGAUGGACCCCAAGAGAAAUUUAACACAUACGUGACCCUGAAGGUGCAGAAUGUUAAGAGCACCACCAUCGCUGUGCGCGGCAGUCAGCCGUGCUGGGAGCAGGACUUCAUGUUUGAAAUAAACCGCCUGGAUCUGGGCCUCACAGUUGAGGUGUGGAAUAAAGGGCUGAUCUGGGACACCAUGGUGGGCACCUUAUGGAUCCCCCUGCGCAGCAUACGGCAGUCCAAUGAGGAGGGUCCAGGUCAGUGGCUGACGCUGGACUCCAACGUGAUCAUGGCUGAGAAUGAGAUCUGUGGAACCAAAGACCCGACCUUUCACAGGCUGCUGCUCGACACCCGCUUUGAACUGCCACUAGACAUUCCAGAGGAGGAGGCCAGAUACUGGGCCAAGAAACUUGAACAACUUAACGCCAUGAGAGAUCAAGAUUAUGCCUAUCAGGAGGAGCAGGAGCGGCCGCUACACGCACCAACCACACAGUGCUGUAAUUGGAGUCUGUGGGGAGAUCAGCAAAACGAGGACCCAGACAGCGCCGUGGACGACAGGGACAGCGACUACCGCAGUGAGACCAGUAACAGCAUCCCGCCUCCGUACUACACCACCUCUCAGCCCAACGCGUCCAUGCACCAGUAUCCCAUGAGGCACCAGCACUCAAGACAAUCCUACAAUGACGAUAUCCACGAGUUGGACUAUGACCACAGAGCCAUGAGUCCCACGGACAGUCGUUACGCCUCAUCAGGCGAGUUGAGUCGAGGCAGCUCGCAGCUCAGCGAGGAGUUUGUUCCCGAGGAUGGCGAGAGCUUGCGAGGUUCGGAGUUCUACGAUGAAAACGACUCCUACCACUCCUGCCACUCCUCGGUCAGCUAUGGCAAAGAGGAUUCCCCAGGCUGGGAGGGUGAAGACCCCCAGGGCAUCUACAGCGACGAUGGAGCCUACCUCAAAGAUGGAGGGGAGGAGGGGGCACUGUAUGAUGAAGAUGAGGGAGACACAUACGGGGAGGAAGGAGAGUACAACUACGGAGAUGAGGAGGAGAUGCCGUAUGAGGAGGAUGAAGAUAUGUAUCAGCUUGACGGCGCUCUCAGUGAAUCCCAGGAACCGCCCUACACCCCCACACCCACAAGCACUGACCCCACCCUGAUGCCACCCGCUGAUGGUCAGUCCUCCACCAGGCCGCCGCUGGAGAAGCAGGCAUCGUUGCAUCAGCAGCAGCCGGCCCACGAUAAGAUCCAGCCUCCGAGCAAAGCUCCUGGUCUACCUCCGGCCUCACAUGACGACAUGUUACCACCUUUCACUUCAGACUCCACUAAAACUCCCUUUGCAUUCCCACAGCCAGAUAUAUCAACCACCGAAUCCACAUCCACUCCUGCAACCACAUUACAGGUUCCAGCCCCAGACUCCAAACCCCUGGAGCCCGAGCACAAAUCUGAAUUACCACUGGAGGAGCCUAAACCUUGUGAGCAGCCUCCAGCAGCAGAAGGCGUCCCUCCAGCUCCUGUGGAGAAAACAGAGGAGCCUCCUGUUCCAAGUUUCCCAAAGAGAGAAAUCAUGGAACCUGGUCCUGCCAGAGCCAAAGCCAACUGGCUUCGACUUUUCAGCAGAGUGCGACUACAGCUGCAAGAGGCCCGAGGAGAAAGUGUUGGCAUCGCCUCCCUGCUGCUAUCAGCAGGGAUGGGCGGUGCUCUGUACAGCAUCGACAGCAUGCCAGACCUCAGGAAGAGGAAAGCUAUGCCUCUGGUCAGAGAUCUGGCCAUGUCUUUGGUUCAGAACUCCAGGAAAGCAGGCAUCACCUCAGCCCUGACGUCCAGCACCCUCCAUAAUGAAGAACUGAAGUGUCAUGUCUAUAAGAAGACUCUUCAGGCCCUCAUAUAUCCCAUCUCCUGCACCACCCCACAUAAUUUUGAGGUGUGGACCGCCACCACUCCGACUUACUGCUACGAGUGCGAGGGGCUGCUGUGGGGUAUCGCUCGCCAGGGCAUGCGCUGUACUGAGUGUGGAGUCAAAUGUCACGAAAAGUGUCAAGAUCUACUCAACGCUGACUGUCUGCAAAGGGCGGCUGAGAAGAGCUCCAAACAUGGUGCAGAGGACCGAACCCAGAACAUCAUCAUGGUCCUCAAGGACCGCAUGAAGAUCCGUGAGAGGAACAAACCAGAGAUCUUUGAACUCAUUCAGGAAGUGUUCACCGUCCUCAAGUCCACCCACGUCACCCAAAUGAAGCAGAUCAAACAGAGCGUUCUCGAUGGCACCUCCAAAUGGUCGGCCAAGAUCAGCAUCACAGUGUUGUGUGCUCAGGGUCUACAAGCAAAGGAUAAAACUGGUUCCAGUGAUCCUUAUGUCACUGUCCAGGUGGGAAAGACCAAAAAGAGGACCAAGACCAUCUACGGAAACCUCAACCCUGUCUGGGAGGAGACAUUUAAUUUCGAGUGUCACAACUCCUCAGAUCGUAUCAAGGUACGCGUGUGGGAUGAGGACGACGACAUCAAGUCACGUGUGAAGCAGAAGUUCAAGCGAGAGUCUGAUGACUUCCUCGGUCAAACCAUCAUCGAGGUCCGAACUCUGAGCGGAGAGAUGGAUGUCUGGUACAAUCUCGACAAGCGUACAGACAAAUCAGCUGUAUCUGGAGCCAUCCGCAUGCACAUUAAUGUAGAAAUCAAAGGAGAGGAGACGGUCGCCCCGUAUCACGUUCAGUACACCUGUUUGCAUGAAAACCUCUUCCACUAUAUGACAGACCUGCAGAACAACGGUGUGGUAAAGAUCCCUGAUGCCAAAGGGGAUGAUGCAUGGAAAGUUUACUUCGAGGAGACCCCCCAGGAGAUUGUAGAUGAGUUCGCCAUGCGUUACGGAGUGGAGUCCAUCUACCAGGCGAUGACCCACUUUGCCUGUCUGUCAUCCAAGUACAUGUGCCCAGGUGUGCCUGCAGUAAUGAGCACCCUGCUGGCUAACAUCAAUGCCUACUAUGCCCACACCACCCAGGCAACUAACAACGUCUCUGCCUCCGACCGCUUUGCUGCUUCUAACUUCGGGAAAGAGCGGUUUGUCAAACUUCUAGAUCAGCUGCACAACUCUCUGAGGAUCGACCUGUCCAUGUACAGAAAUAACUUCCCAGCCAGCAGUCCUGAGAGGCUGCAGGACCUCAAGUCCACAGUGGACCUUCUCACCAGUAUCACCUUCUUCAGAAUGAAGGUCCAAGAACUUCAGUCUCCGCCCAGGGCCAGUCAGGUAGUGAAGGACUGUGUCAAAGCAUGUCUCAACUCCACCUACGAGUACAUCUUCAAUAACUGUCAUGAGCUCUACAGCCGCGAGUAUCAGACCGACCCGGCCAAGCAGGGUGCUGUCCCUCCAGAGGAGCAGGGACCGAGCAUCAAGAACCUGGAUUUCUGGUCAAAACUCAUCACACUUAUUGUCUCCAUUAUAGAGGAGGACAAGAACUCUUACACCCCCUGCCUAAACCAAUUUCCCCAGGAGCUCAACGUGGGUAAAAUCAGUGCAGAAGUGAUGUGGAACCUGUUUGCUCAGGAUAUGAAAUAUGCAAUGGAGGAGCAUGAAAAAAAUCGCCUGUGCAAGAGCGCAGAUUACAUGAACCUGCACUUCAAGGUCAAGUGGCUGUACAACGAGUACUGCAAAGACCUGCCCUUCUUCAAGAGCAGAGUGCCCGAAUAUCCUGCGUGGUUUGAGCCAUUUGUCAUCCAGUGGCUGGAUGAAAAUGAGGAAGUGUCUCGAGACUUUCUGCACGGUGCUCUGGAACGAGACAAAAAAGAUGGGUUCCAGGUCACAUCAGAACACGCUCUGUUCUCCUGCUCAGUGGUGGAUGUGUUUUCUCAGCUCAACCAGAGCUUUGAGAUCAUCAGGAAGCUGGAGUGUCCAGAUCCACAGAUUGUAGGACACUACAUGAAGAGAUUUGCCAAGACAAUCAGCAAUGUUCUUCUGUCCUAUGCUGAUAUAAUCUCUAAGUGUUUUGCCAACUAUGUCACCAUGGAGAAAGUGCCCUGCAUCCUAAUCAACAACAUCCAACAGCUGAGAGUUCAACUGGAGAAAAUGUUUGAGGCGAUGGGUGGAAAAGACCUGUGUGUGGAGGCCAGCGAUAUCCUGAAGGACCUGCAGGUUAAGCUCAACAAUGUAAUGGAUGAUCUCAGCAGGGUCUUUUCUGUCAGUUUCCAGCCUCAUAUUGAGGAGAACGUGAAGCAGAUGGGAGACAUCUUGGCCCAGGUGAAGGGAACUUCAAACGUAGGGAAUGCCAGCAGUGUGGCGCAGGAUGCUGACAACGUCCUGCAGCCCAUCAUGGAGUUCCUGGACAGCAACCUGACUUUGUUUGCUAAGAUCUGUGAGAAGACUGUGCUGAAGCGUGUGUUGAAGGAGCUGUGGAAGCUGGUGAUGAACACCAUGGAGAAGACCAUCGUCCUGCCGCCUCUCACAGACCAAACGAUGAUUGGGAGGCUGAAGAAUGCUUCUCACAGUGAUGGCACUCAGCUCAUCUUUAACGCUGCCAAGGAGCUGGGACAGCUGUCCAAGCUGAAGGAGCACAUGGUUCGUGAGGAGGCCAAAGCGCUCUCACCCAAGCAGUGUGCGGUGAUAGAGCUGGCCCUCGACACCAUUAAGCAAUACUUCCAUGCUGGUGGUGUGGGUCUGAAGAAGACUUUCCUGGAGAAGAGUCCUGACCUCCUGUCUCUGCACUACGCCCUGUCCCUCUACACUCAGGCCACAGACAAACUCAUUAAGACCUUUGUCCAGUCACAGAACGCACAAGUGUUCGGCGGGAAGGGGGUGAGGUUCACCACUAGUGAGGAUGUUUACCCAGACAAGGGCUCCGGAGUGGACGAUGCUGUGGGGGAGGUGUCCAUCCACGUGGAGAUUUUCACUCACCCCAACACUGGAGAGCACAAGGUCACAGUGAAAGUCGUGGCUGCCAAUGACCUGAGGUGGCAGACGCAGGGAAUUUUCCGGCCCUUCGUGGAGGUCUACAUCAUCGGCCCCCACCUCAGCGACAAGAAGAGGAAGUACGCCACCAAGUCAAAGAACAACAGCUGGGCUCCCAAAUACAACGAAACUUUCACAUUCACCCUGAGCAGCGAGGCGGGUCCUGAGUGCUACGAGCUGCAGGUGUGUGUGAAGGACUACUGCUUCGCCCGGGAAGACCGCACCGUGGGCAUGGCCGUGUUGCAACUGAAAGACAUGGCCUCCAAGGGCAGCGUCGCCUGCUGGCUGCCUCUAGGUAAACGCAUCCACAUGGACGAAACGGGCCUCACCGUGCUGCGCAUCCUCUCCCAGCGCAACAAUGACGACGUGGCCAAGGAGUUUGUCAAGCUCAAGUCCGACCAGCGCUCUGCCGAGGAGGGCCGCAGCUAAGUUGCAAAAAAAAUAUUUAAAAAAAGACUGUUUGGAACCUGAAUCAGAUGUCACCACAUGCUGCCCUGGAGCUCUCUCCUGAGCCACUGCUAGCCACUGCCCUGAUGAUCCAGUGUUGUAAAGCACAGAUAAGACAGUCACCACACACCCAGUGCUGUAAGUACAUUCAUUUCAGUGGGAAAGACGUAGAGCUGAGCAAAGCAUCACUUUCACUUUGUUCUUUAAAAAGCAGCCCCAUUCUUCAUUGUCACAGAUAUCAACCGUCCUUAUGAAGAACAGCACAUACACUUUAAUCAUAGAGCAUAUAUCUACCUUCUAUCUAUAAAGGUGAGUCAUGCUGUUCCAUAACCAAUGGCAUGACCACCCACCCACACAUGCCCAGAUUCUUCCGGUUCCUCUCCUCCCUCCCUGGCCUGCACCCGCUCAGAGAAGGGACCGCAAGUGCCAAGAGCUAAACGCUGAAAUAUCCCGAGAGCAGCCCUAAGCACGAUGGAACCAACUGACCCAUUAACAACACACAGCCUCACACAUUCCAGAUAUUAUGGAGGGGAACAAAGCACUAUUUAUUUUUAUUUACAGCUUUAUUUUGAAUUAUAUUUAUAUUUGGAUAUCAUUAUAAAUAUAGU
Molecule: messenger RNA, 6290 nt
Organism: Paralichthys olivaceus (Japanese flounder)
Lineage: Eukaryota; Metazoa; Chordata; Actinopteri; Pleuronectiformes; Paralichthyidae
Source: RefSeq, a predicted model, not a curated record